Molecule: messenger RNA, 1345 nt
Organism: Dentiscutata heterogama
Lineage: Eukaryota; Fungi; Glomeromycota; Glomeromycetes; Diversisporales; Gigasporaceae
Source: the annotation of a GenBank genome assembly
UAUCCCUAUUACACGUAAAAAAAUCCCUAAUUCACAUAUGCUCCCGUCUGAAAAGAAAGUUGAUACUAAUAAACAUAGUAAAGCAGAAGUGGACGAAAAAAAUAUGAUCCUUAAUAAAAAAGUAUCUAACUCUUCCAUGAGUCCGUCCAAGAAAAUUACUUCUGGAAAAUCUACACAAAAACGUAAAGCAGAAGUAGAUGAAAGAGAUAUGGUCCCCAUUAAAAAAUCUUCUAACAGCCCACCUGAGAAGAAAAUUAUCUCUAACAAAGCUGCACAAAAACGUAAAGCAGAAGUUGAUGAAAGAGAUACGAUCUCUAUUAAAAAAAAGGAUCAAAAAACUAGAUACAAUUUUCUAGUCAAAUAUAUUACUGAAAAGGCAGGAAAAAAGAAUUUUUCCUAUUAUGAUUUCCUCUGCAAUAAUCAAAAUGAAAUUAUUCAAGUCCUACAAUCUAUUAGCAAACCGUAUAAUUCGAUUUCGAUGGACAAUGCUUGGUGCAAGCGGUUUGUGGGAGUUGCUGAGGAAAAACUUGAUAAGAAAGCUUUCGUGGAAUUAAAAAAUAAGGACGAUAUAGACCGUUCUCGCCACAACAAAAAGUAUAAAAAAUUCUGGGAACAAAUACUAUCAGAAUUUAAGAAACCCAUACCGCGUAAAGAAAUAAGUGGGUCAGAUGCUUAUAAUGACCUUAUUAAGGGUGACGUUACAACUUUCAUCCAGCUCUUAAAGCUAUCAUUACUAACAAGGUCUCCGAUGUCUUUAGCUCCGGCUAAUGAAGAAGUUCUCCAAGGAAUUUUUGAAACUCUUCUUCCGCCGAGCUAUCGCAUCCCACAACUAAGAUUAGUAAUGAAUGGCCAAAAAGAGAAGGGUGAAGGUAGAUUUGGGUUUUUGGAUUUAUUUCUUCUUGGGGAGGCUGGUCAGGGCGUAAGUAUAGAGCUUAAAUAUAUUUCAACAGGUGGAUUGUUGAAAGCAAAAACUGGUCAAACAGCAAAAAAGUUCGAUACAACAGAGCAUGAUCAAUUGGAUAGAGAGCUGGAAACAUUAAAUGAGGAAGCUCUGUUGAAGACGCCCUAUACUUUUUUAUCAAGGGAUAACGAACAAUAUAUCCAAAUUACUAUCAAUAGAAUUUUGGAGAAUGGUAUAAGACAAUUAAAGUCUUAUAUCAAGAUAAUUGAAAAGGGUAAUGUGGGUGGAUAUACUGAUUCGGGUAUCUAUGAUACACGAAUCAGUACCACAAGAAAAAACAAACCAAACAAUAUAAAAGGGUUCCUUAUUUUAGUAGUUGGGUUUCGUUCAAUCUUGUGGCGACCAGUAGAUGGUGUAUCCCACUAUGAAUAUUAUAAAGCUUGA